GUGUGCCUCGGUCGGCGCUCCUGACGCCUGUAAUCUCCUCUGAGCUCCGUGCAGCCUAAAUCAAACCGGUCGGGAUUAUUUUCACCCUAAUCCUUGGAUAUCUAUUUUGGUUACUGACAUUUAUUCGCAGUUUAACGAUGUUGGGAACUGUGGAGAGCACUGCGCUGCUGGCAGGUGCUUAGUGACUGCAGCCAGGCUGCCUGUCUCCCAUCAACACCCGUCUUAUCACCAGCCUUUGAAGUGAAGCCAGGAGUGUGAACCUCUCCCUGUCCCUCCUGCCACAUUCACAGUCUCUCCUGAAACAUUCAAUUUGUGGCUGCCAAGGACAAACAAAGUCAAGGAGGAUUCCAGGAUAUAAAGGCAAUACUUAAGUCCUUCAGAGGAAAAAUUGUACUACACAGGACCUGACCAUGGGAAACCAGCUCACAGAAAUUGCCCCCAACGGCUCGUUCCUCCCCAGCUUCCAGUCCCUGCACGUGGUUGUGAUCGGUUUGGACUCUGCAGGGAAAACCUCGCUCCUCUACAGACUCAAGCUGCGGGAGUUUGUGGAGACGAUCCCCACCAAGGGAUUCAACAUGGAGCGGAUCAAGGUGCCAAUGGGGAACACCAAAAGUAACAGCACCACCUUCCAGGUGUGGGACGUGGGCGGCCAGGACAAACUCCGGCCCCUCUGGAAGUCGUACACCAGACGGACAGAUGGGCUGGUGUUUGUGGUGGACGCAGCAGAGGCGGAGCGCAUGGAGGAGGCCAAAGUGGAGCUCCACAGGAUCGCCAGGUCUGCAGAGAACAGCGGGGUCCCCAUACUGCUCCUGGCAAACAAACAGGACAUGGACGGAGCCAUGUCAGCUUCAGAGGUGGAGAAGGUGCUGGCCCUCCACGAGCUCAGCUCGUCCACGCUGCACCACACACAGGGCUGCUCGGCCUUGGACGGUCAGGGUCUGCAGCCGGGACUUGAGAAACUCUACGAGAUGAUCCUGAAGAGGAAGAAGAUGCUCCGGCACAGCAAGAAGAAGAGAUGAAGCGGAAGUGGACUCGCAGUGACGCCGGGGAUUACAGCUCGUUUCCUGAAACUUUAGUGGGUGAAACCACAAGAAUAGUCUGACAACGCUUCACAAAAGCGGCAUUGUUCCUCACCUGCUUCCUCUGUGAGCGUUUCCUUCCUCCUGAACACUCCUCCCUCUCCUCACCUUCAGUCCUGGAUGGACUGCGGUGGACGGACACAACUCCUGAGGGAACAACGGAGAGAAAACCAGUGCAAUAUGUAACGAACACUGACUCCAACAUUGAAGGAUAUUUGUCUUUGUUGUACCAUCACGUGUAUAGACUUUGUAGUUCAACAGAAACCUGCAGGUGCUGAACCUCGCUCACUCUCCCUCUCGCCCGCGUUACACUUGAAAUCGUCCUGUUGCAUGACGUUCACCUGCUCAGGAAGAGUAAGCAAACACUUUUGUUGAUCAAAAGAAGACGAACUGUCAUUUUUCAUUAGCUUCCCAAUCCAGAGACACACGUUUUUAAGGUCACGUGCGGGUGUGUUUCAGGGUUGGGGUAAAUAGUUUUUACAUUGUGCACAUAGCGAUUCGUAUGAUGUUACCAAAUGAAUAAAUUAUUGAGCAACUUUGGCA
Molecule: messenger RNA, 1622 nt
Organism: Solea senegalensis (Senegalese sole)
Lineage: Eukaryota; Metazoa; Chordata; Actinopteri; Pleuronectiformes; Soleidae
Product: ADP-ribosylation factor-like protein 4D
Exons: 3
Coding region: 411-1019 (202 amino acids)
Biological process (GO): intracellular protein transport; vesicle-mediated transport
Cellular component (GO): cytoplasm
Molecular function (GO): GTP binding; GTPase activity
Source: RefSeq, a predicted model, not a curated record